CAGCAGAAGCACAAGUGUAGCCAUUACUGAUACAUUUUAUGCGAUCCACAGCUGGAGCUAAUUGUUUCACUAGUGAUUCUGUGACGCCUGAAAAUUAUCUCUCCAACAAGACAUUCUGCAGGGUUUUCGCAGGGACAGCAUGUUAAUGCGCUGCUGCCUCUGCAAGGCUUAUGUGUGGAAGUGUAUAUAGAUCUUGGUAAUAAAAAAUGAUAUUGCCUGAAAAUAUUCAACCCAAUAUCAGUAUUGCUAAAUAUUUAAAAUAAAUAAAUAUAAUAUAGCAGUUUUUUUGUAAUUAAUGAAUUAAUUACCAAACGAGUGUGGGAGAUUGGGAAGAGUAACAACCGGUAUCAGGUACUGAUUGGAUGAGAACGGUCUGUCGGAUUUUCCUCAUAAUGUCAUCCUCAGAUGGCGUUAUAUAAGCAGAGAUGGACAAUGGAGCCGAAUGGAUCCAGUGUGGAGAAGAAAGGACCCUAUCUGAUGGGCAAGGGUCCAACAAUACAGGCCAAGUUGCGCAGCGGGACUUGGCACGGGCAGCACUUAGAAAGAAAGGCAUGCUGGGAGCAACAGGUAAAGGGAAAGCUUCAUCUAAAAGGUCAGUAAAGUUUAACAAAGGAUAUGCAGCCCUCAGUCAGGCAUCUGAUGAAACGCUGGUUUCCCUGGAUUCAGACAGCGAUGCUGAGCUGGAAUCGAGAUGUUCCUCUGGGUAUUCAUCAGCAGAGCUGGUUUCUCAAGACCUUAAUAGGCAACUUCUCCAAGAUGGAUAUCACUUGGAUGAGAUUCCAGAUGAUGAGGAUUUGGAUUUGAUUCCACCCAAGCCUGUACGAUCUGUGUCCUGUCCAUGCUGCUUAGGAGAGUCUUGGUCCUGCUGCAUCCAGUGAUCAAACAUGGAGACUGUUCACAAAUCCUGCUGUUUUCUUCUAGUUACAACUCCAUAUUCCCUCUAUUUUGCGAGGUCACUGACUGGCCAGUGUACCAAAAAAAAAGGCUUGGGUGAAGAGAGGAGAUGGACCAGAUAUGAGGGAUGUGGCCAGGCGCCUCACUGCUUAAAAUGAAAUAAAAUGUCCAAAGAUCCUGUUCAGGUCCCAUGUAGUGGAGGAGGACAUGGUGGGUGGACAUGGCUCCACCUUGAAUCUUAUGUUACAGAGAACGUUUUCAGUCUCGCAUGACAAUCUAAAGAUUACACCUAUCUCUUCAGAUGGCACGUUUACACCAGUGGUCUUGUGUAAAACAUGACAUGGCAUCUGAAUGUAGUUCAGAAGCAACUGUAGAGGAUAUCUAAAUACUUCCUUGCAACAAGGACAUUCAACAAUGGAUCACAGUCGCAUAUCUGUCUCCUAUGCCCCCUACUUUUUUUUUUUUUUAUCUUCUUUCUUGGUUUUAUAUAUUUUAUCUUAGCUGAAUCUGCUUGACUGGCUGCCCAAUGGUCUUGAAUAACGGACUGUUUCACUUCUGCUGCAAGAAACAACUUGUCCUACUUGAACAUCUGUUACCUUAAACUAGACUGUUACAUGGUGGCGGUUUUACCUAGGAAAUUGUCAUCUUGUACUUCACAACAAAGCAUUUCUGCGAGAACUUUAUUCUAGACUGCACAGGAAUCCUGAUACAUAGUACCAAGCACAAUGGAAUGGAUUUGAAUGUUUAGCCAGACCACCUUGUGGUCACUUUGUUACACUAUUAGGAAUUUAAACAUCCCGUUACAAGGUUGUUUGGCUGGCAUACAAUUAUUUUACAGCCUAUAAAUUGUCUAUUUUUAAUAGGAAAUAGAAGUCUUUCAAUGCAAAAAUGUUUUACAAAGUUUUCUUGACAAAAACAUUUCAUUCCACACUUCUAAAACUAAUCCAGUAGUUCUGGUCAGCUAGGUAAGUUGGGAUAGACACAGGUUUUAUUAGGACUUUUCCAAUGGUUUGAUUAAAAGGGAAAGGAGAGCUCAUGACCCUCCCCCCCCCCCCCCCCCUCUGUUUACAGAAAUAUAUAAAAUAAUAAAUAGCAAGGCUCUGUAAAAGAUUACUAGUUACUAUUGGCAGCUAAUAAUCAAUAAUGUGGGCGAUUCUGUCAGGGGACUUCAAAAUCCAUAAUUUUAAGAAUGCCCGACACUGCUCCUGAUCAUUUUUUGGUUGUUAUUGGUGAAUCAAGGCUUUAUGACUUGUUCUCCCGAUGUCUGGGUAAGGGAAAUCAAACAAGGAAUUGUCCCAAAACUCCACAGCUGUAUAGGCCCCAUUAGCUUGUGAAAGUGUAACAUCUGUACAAAAUAUCACAUAAAAGAGAACAUUGCCUACAAUUCAGAGGUGUGGGAGAAUGCUGCUUCCCUUGGUUGUGCCAGGCCUCUCUAAGGCCUAAUACAAGUGAGGAACAUUGACAUGUGGAAUAGUAUGUUUUGUUCUAAAUGGAUAGGAUGAACUGUGCCUCCCCUUAAAGUAAGCUUCUGUAUACUGGUAAAGUAAAAUGCUUUCUGCUAAAUGGGACAGAUUUUAUUAGAAAUAUGCAGCUGUAUAAAGAGAGACUUCAAAAUAAUUUUAUGAGCUCAAACAGCACCUAGGCUAGAUUUAUUAAGCCACUGCUUUUACACCUCAAUUUUAAAAGCAGUGAUAUUAAAUGAUAACAUUUCCUAUCGGUGCAGUUUUAAAAAUUGGUCAAACCCUCUGAGCAGCAAGCCCCCGCCUAGAGUUUGUGCUUCUCUGAAGCCUAAAGAAAAUCCUUUUAAAUACCGAGCGCGGACAGUUUUUUUUAGUUUUUUUUAAGCAAUAACUCACAAUAUUUUUCUUUUGAAAAACAUUAGUAAUAUAUAAUUAUAUAAAAGUAUUUUAGAUAUCUAACACUAAUUUUAUUCCAACGGAUCAUUACCUAUUAUUUUUAUUUUAUUUUUUAUAUUCUUGUAUAAGACACAGUUGGGCUGUUUGGCAAAGAUAUUUGUUACCAUUUAUAAAAUGUCUAAUAUUUUCAGAAUUGCUUUAUUUUCUUAAUCUGUCACCGAUAGAAUUGCACUAUUUUGUCUGAUCUACAGCUGGAUUAGAAUUAUUACUAUGUUUUUAAGAACCUAACCCAGAACAUUGUUCUAUAGUAGUCAAUGAAUUGCUGUUACCAUUACGUAUUGCUGUACUUCAGAAAAAGCAGGGUAUCCCCAACAGAUCAUGUUGACUGUAAUAACCCUUGUGGUGGGGAUAGGUAAAAUGACUGACCCAGUUAAGUAUAUGCAUUAACCUUUGCAUAUUUACACAUAUACUCAAAAUGACCUGAUUGCUGGUAAAGGACCAGAGCUGGUAGAUCCUGAGCUAGAACCCAGCUUACACCCCUACUCCCAACCAGACUACAUGUGCUAGUUUCCUUGAGUGAGGACAUGAGUGUUCAGUUAUCUUUCUCUAACAUGGUUUUCACCUAUAUUGGGAGGAGCUGUAUAGUAAUUAAUUACUUGUUCAUUAUAACACCACUAUAUGUGCUACAAAUUACUGUAAUUCCUUUGGGUUCCUAUAAGGAGAGGUAGAAAACCUGCACUGUUAGCAAAUGCUGAGAAGCUAAGAAUCACAGACUUUAAUUGUUUCACCUCUCCACAACAAAGGUAAUCAAUGAAACAUGACCUGCUGUGGUUCCUGGCGCACUGAGUCUGAAGUAGGCCAGAAGUGGCUCUUACACAACAGGGUGGGUCAGGUAAAAGGUGUGUAACUGUAUUAUAGAUAUAAAAUACAUUUUGUUUUUCCUACUGGAGAUACAGUAUAGAUAAAUAUUGUAAAGUGAUAAUAAACAGUAUUUAGAACUGG
Molecule: messenger RNA, 3752 nt
Organism: Pseudophryne corroboree (corroboree frog)
Lineage: Eukaryota; Metazoa; Chordata; Amphibia; Anura; Myobatrachidae
Gene: FAM219B
Product: family with sequence similarity 219 member B
Exons: 6
Coding region: 426-878 (150 amino acids)
Source: RefSeq, a predicted model, not a curated record